GCGGGCAUGGCGGAGCUGAGCGGCGGCAGCGAGGCCGUGGCCGUGGAGCUGUGGCCGCCCGGGGAGGCCCCGCCGGCCUUCCAGUACAGCCCCGACAGCGUGGCCGGAGCGGACGGAGAGCUGGACCCCAGUGAAGUCACCUUCCCUGGCUGCUCGUGCCGCAGCAGCUCCUGCACACUGCCCCACUGCCCCUGCCUGCGCCGAGGGCACAACUACAGCAGCCUGGGCCUCAGGCUGCCCGAGCAGCAGGAGCAGCCCUUCUCCAGGCCCGUGUUUGAGUGCAACAGCCUGUGCUGCUGUGGGGAGAGCUGCCAGAACAGGCUGGUGCAGCGGGGGCUGCAGCUGCGGCUGCAGGUGUUCCGCACGCCGAGGAAGGGCUGGGGAGUGCGCACGCUGGAGCCCAUCCCCAGGGGCAGGUUUGUGUGUGAGUAUGCUGGGGAGGUGCUGGGCUUUGCUGAGGCCCAGAGGAGAAUCCAGGCCCAGAGUCCAGAGGAGCCAAACUACAUCAUAGCAGUGAGGGAGCACCUGCACGAUGGGCGCGUCAUGGAGACCUUCGUGGAUCCCACCCGCAUCGGCAACGUGGGCAGGUUCCUGAACCACUCCUGUCAACCCAACCUGUUCAUGGUGCCCGUCAGAGUUGACUCCAUGGUGCCCAAACUGGCACUUUUUGCAGCUGCUGAUAUUUCUGCUGGAGAGGAACUUUCAUAUGAUUACUCUGGAAGAUUCCAUAAUUCACCAAGAGCUAGCAGAGAGCACAAACCUCCGGAGGAAGAGAACAGCCUGAGAAAGCCUUGCUACUGUGGUUCCCGCACGUGUGCUUCCUUCUUACCUUGGGACAGCUCCCUCUUCUCCACACCUGCGAGUUCUCCAUAGCCUUUCAGCCUUAAACACACCUAAAAACUACUAUUUUCUCUAGCAAAGAGUUCUAUCAAACUCCUUGUUCUGUUCCAACAAGGAAGGACGUGAGGUGUGAGGAGCAGCAAAGAGACAAGGUCUCAAGAAUUAAUUUUCUGCAAAACCCUUUUCAAGGUGGACAGUACAUGGGAUUAUUGGAGCUUUGAGAUGUUCCAAAAUCAGUGACUAAACCAGGCCUGGUGGUUUUGUCUGGUUUUCCUCUGACAGCUUGCUGUAUGUUAAAGCAGCUCUCUCGGUUUGAACCCUUCAGAAAGAAUUUCUACCUUUAACACUUUUGCAUGGACAGGACAUGUGAUAACAGCAAGUAAAGUUACUGCCAGUGGCACAAGAAAAUGACACCAUGAACCUUGACCCUUGCAAGAAAGGCAUUAAGCUUCUUAAAAUCCAUUAAAUUAUUGUUUUUAAAUUA
Molecule: messenger RNA, 1324 nt
Organism: Parus major (Great Tit)
Lineage: Eukaryota; Metazoa; Chordata; Aves; Passeriformes; Paridae
Product: histone-lysine N-methyltransferase SETMAR
Exons: 2
Coding region: 7-873 (288 amino acids)
Cellular component (GO): nucleus
Molecular function (GO): zinc ion binding; protein binding; histone methyltransferase activity
Source: RefSeq, a predicted model, not a curated record